This is a messenger RNA of Mesocricetus auratus (golden hamster), 2809 nucleotides long. Its product is annotated as zinc finger protein 120-like. The transcript is spliced from 3 exons. The record is from RefSeq and is a predicted model, not a curated record. NCBI's taxonomy places the organism in Eukaryota, Metazoa, Chordata, Mammalia, Rodentia, Cricetidae. Gene Ontology annotation, biological process: regulation of immune system process; regulation of cytokine production; negative regulation of transcription by RNA polymerase II. The coding region runs from base 364 to 1251 and encodes 295 amino acids.
UUUGUCUCAUUUGUAUUCUGUACUGUUGAUAUGUUUACUUGUCUCUCUAUGAUUGUUAAGGUGAUAUUCAAUUAAAAGUGUACAGAAAUGACAGGCGAAUAUAUUAUUCAGUUUCCUUCUAAAGUGACUUGGUGAUUACAUUACAGUGUACCUAUAAUCAAGUAAGUGUGGGGAAUACCAGAAUUAUAUGAAGGUACUGUUAAAGAAGUAUACAUUUACAGUGUUGUUUGUGUCAUGUUUUCUGUUGUACACAUGUAUGGGAUAUUUUAGAAUGCAGUGACCUAUGAUGAUGUGCAUAUUGAGUUCACUUGGGAAGAAUGGACUUUAUUGGAUCCUUCUCAGAAGAAUCUCUACAAAGAUGUGAUGCUGGAGACCUACUGGAACCUCAACACUAUAGGAUACAGUUGGGAAGACCAUCAUAUUGAAGAAUACUAUCAAAAUCCUGGAAUAUAUGAAAGGCCUGAAAGAUGUCAAAAUGUAGAGAAACAUUCUGGAUAUACUGAAAGUAUUAAAGCCUUUGCAGAUAACAUGCAUCUUCAAAGGCAUACAAGAAUUCAUGCUGGAGAGAAAGCCUGUAAAUGUAAUCAGUGUGGCAAAACCUUUGCAGACCACAAUUAUUUAAAAGUUCACGAAAGGAUACAUACUGGAGUGAAGCCCUAUGCAUGUGAUGUGUGCGGUAAAUCCUUUGCACAACAAGGUAAUCUAAAUAAGCAUAAAAGGACACAUACUGGAGAGAAACCCUUUGAAUGUAUUCAUUGUGGUAAAGCCUUUGCAGGCAGCAGUCAUCUAAAAGCGCAUAUAAGGACACAUACUGGAGUGAAACCCUAUGAAUGUAAUUACUGUGGUAAAGCCUUUGCAUGCCACAGUAAUAUGCAAAGGCAUGAAAGGGCACAUACUGGAGAGAAACCCUCUGAAUGUAAACAAUGUGGUAAAACUUUUACAUACCGCAGUAGUCUACAAGUGCAUGAAAGAAUACAUACUGGAGUGAAACCCUAUGAAUGUAAACAGUGUGGUAAAGCCUUUGCAUAUCGUGGUGAUCUGCAGAAGCAUGAAAGAACACAUACUGGAGUGAAACCCUAUGAAUGUAAACAGUGUGGUAAAGCCUUUGCAUAUCGUGGUGAUCUGAAGAAGCAUGAAAGAACACAUACUGGAGUGAAACCCUAUGAAUGUAAACAGUGUGGUAAAGCCUUUGCACGUAUCAGGAGUCUUCGUAAUCAUGUUCAAAAAUCAUUCUGUAGAGAAACUGUAUAAGUGUAGUCAGAAUGCUAGUUUUUACUUUAUACAUGAGUAAAAGUUUUUGUAUGAAAUCAAACUGUUAAUGCCUUUGCAAUAAUUCUAUGUCCUUUAAUACCUGGGAAAGUCUUAGAUGGAACACUUUUGCUGGGGUCCUAAACACUGACUCUCCAGUUGCAUAACAUUGGGAAAAGGACCUGCCAGUAGGAGACCGGCAUCUAAGCUAUGUAAUCAGCUAACUAGGACCUAGUAAUGGAGAACAGGUUUCACACAUAGCUAAGGAAUGUAAUUAGUAAACCCCAAAUACAUGGGAGAAGUUGUACCUCGUAAAUGAUCAGAUUGCAUUAAACUGUGGGAAGUAAAUCUCAAGUUUGUUACAGAAAGUAAUAAGUACUAGAAGUAUUUGCAGCAAGAAAUGGCCACUUUUAUUCUUAAGACUGUAAAACCAAGCCGCGCAUUGGUGGCACAUGCCUUUUUAUACCAGCACUUGGGAGGCAUAGGCAGGCAGAUCUCUGUGAGUUGGAGGCCAGCCUGGUCUACAAGAGCUAGUUCCAGGACAGCCUCCAAAGCCACAGAGAAACCCUGCCUCAAAAAACCAAAAAAAAAAAAAAAAAAAGAAGACUCUAAAACCGAAUACAAUCUUUGUAUUGAUUUAAAUCAUUCAUACAAAGCCCUUGACUCUGCUGGAUUGUCUCAAGAAAUGAUGGCUCUAUAACUACUGUGUGAUCUUGGGACUUGUAGCAAAAACAAUUAUUAAACUCACAUAUCUGUCUUGGCAUGUGUUUUGGUAUAUUGAUAUGAAGUUACAGUCAUUUUGUUAUGCUGUAUGUCUGAUUUUGCUCUUGUUUAAAUGAUUUUUGUUUUUACAAUACUUUGUACAUAUGUUUCUACUCUGUUUGAAGAAUUUUGGCAUAUUGAUAGCAAUUUAUGUUUAUUUUUGUUAAACAUUGUGUAUAUGUUUCUGCUCUUCUUUAAGGUAUAGUACCUAGUAACAGUGUAAGGCAAAGUUUAGUUUUUGAAAGCUACUAUUAUCAAAUACUUAUGAUAAUCUGAAAACAUAUAUUACUGUUUAGUCAUUUAUGGCAAUCAAAUUUAUAGACAUAUUAGGUAUAUUUAUGAGAUAAUAUAGAUAUAUAUUGUAGAUAGGUGGUCUUGAAAGCUUUCAAAGACCUUCACAAUAUAGUAUUUAAAAGUUUUAGUAAACAGGGGGAUUUUCAUGAAAAUGAGACAUCUUCUCCAGGCAGCACAGAUUUACUUGAGAGAUGAUAGACACUGUGGAAACUCAUUAUGCGAUUGGCUUUCAGUGUGGUUACUUUAGCCAUGGGACAAAGAAACUGUUCUUGCCUUUUAGAGAUGACAAUGUGCACUGCAAACUCAAUAUGUACGAUCCAGAGUCUGUGACUAUGGGAAAGUUUUCAUCUACCUGCUUUCAAUUACUUUUUCUGUUAAUUAUUAGUACAGGAAUUUAAUUUCAAAUAUUGUUCAUGUGCCUCUGGGCUUGCAUGUGUGUGUGUGAGUGUGUGUACAUGUGUGCCCUUUGGCUAGUGACAUCUGCAAGAUGGAAUUAAGUAAGACA